AUGUCCGUCAACAGGCUCAAGCCGUUCCAUGACCCCCGUGUCAGCCUCCGCUCCGCACACCUCAACGGCCGCACCUAUGGCUACAUCUACGGGCCCCGUGCUGCCAACACGCCAAACCGAGGCACGAUCCUGCUGAUCCACGGCUUUCCCGAUAUGGCCUUUGGAUGGCGGAAUCAGAUCCCUUACUUGCAGUCCCUCGGCCUUGAUGUCAUCGCGCCUGACUGCAUGGGCUAUGGUCGCACCGACUCGCCCGAGUACACGCUCCGCGAUUACACGUACAAACGUAUUGCAGACGACAUGGCGUCGCUCCUUGCCCAGCUCGGGCUCGGAUCCGUGGUUCUGGGCGGCCACGACUGGGGCGGCGCAAUCGCUUGGAAGCUGGCACUGUUGACGCCGGAGCUGUACAAGGCUGUUAUGGUUAUUUGCACCCCGUUCACACCGCCGUCGCCCAAGUACGUGCCGCUCCAGAUACGCGUCGACACGGUACUGCCCAACUUCGGGUACCAGCUGCACUUCUGCUCGGGGGAGAUUGAGGAGGCCUGUAACUCGAAGCAGGGCAUUAGGCAGUUCCUCACGAACACAUAUGGUGGGAGGACGGUCAAAGGCGAAAUCGCGUUUUCGGCUCAGAAGGGCAUUGAUCUGGAGAAGCAGAAGAUGAUGGACAAGCCGAGUCGGCUGCUGAAUCAGGAAGAGAUGGAUUUCUAUGUGCAGGAAUAUGGUCGACAUGGCUUGAGAGGUCCGCUCAACUGGUAUCGCACAGGUGAGCUGAAUUACCUGGACGACAUGAAGGCCUUCUUCGGCGACGAGAAGGGUUCGGAGAAGGAGAUCAAGGUGGAGCAAGAGACAUUUUUCCUUCUCGCGAAGAAGGAUAUGGCAUUGCUGCCGUGGAUGGCGGCGAAGAUGGGUCAGCGUAUCCCGAAAUUGACAAGACGGGAGGUAGAUGCGGGCCACUGGUGCCUGUGGGAGAGGGCGGAGGAGUGCAAUGAGAUGAUUGGUGAGUGGCUGCGCACAAAGGUCUUCAAGGAAUCGAAACUCUAA
Molecule: messenger RNA, 1038 nt
Organism: Cyphellophora europaea CBS 101466
Lineage: Eukaryota; Fungi; Ascomycota; Eurotiomycetes; Chaetothyriales; Cyphellophoraceae
Exons: 1
Coding region: 1-1038 (345 amino acids)
Molecular function (GO): hydrolase activity
Source: RefSeq, a predicted model, not a curated record